Quercus robur (English oak) is the source of this 885-nucleotide messenger RNA. RefSeq lists its product as uncharacterized. Bases 1 to 885 code for a protein of 294 amino acids. The record is from RefSeq and is a predicted model, not a curated record. The transcript is spliced from 2 exons. NCBI's taxonomy places the organism in Eukaryota, Viridiplantae, Streptophyta, Magnoliopsida, Fagales, Fagaceae.
AUGGCUAUCUACUCCAGGGAUGAGACUUUGAUGUGCAAGAUUUUUCCGUCGAGUUUGGGUCCGAUGGCGAUGAGAUGGUUCAACGGCUUAAGGGCCAAUUCUAUUGAGUCCUUCAAGAGGCUGACUCGGGCUUUUGGUGCUCGUUUUGUUACGUGCAGCAGGGUUCCUCGGCCUUUGGGAUCUUUGCUUACUAUGUCUAUGCGAGAGGGCGAGACUCUCAAAACUUAUUCAGACAGGUACUGGGAAAUGUUUAAUGAAAUAGAAGGAAAGAACGAUGAUGUCGCCAUAAGUACUUUCAAAGCUGACCUCCCAACCGAUCACGAUUUAAGGAAAUCCCUGACGGGUAAACCUGUUACUAGUGUACACCAGUUGAUGGAUAUGAUUGAUAAGUACAGACGAGUAGAGGAGGAUCAACUUCAGGGAAAAGGAAAGGCCAAGGUGGUUAAUGUAGUGUUUCGAGAGCUGGUGCAGCAGGUUUUGGAGAAAAUAAAGAAUGAACCCUUUUUCAAAUGGCCGAACAAGAUGGCGGGAGAGCCUAGGAAACGCAACCCGAACUUAUAUUGCCACUACCAUCGAGAUCAUGGGCACACGAUGGAAAAUUGCAAGAAUUUAUGGGACCACCUGGAACAGUUGGUCCGAGAAGGGAAAUUAAAGCAAAUCUUGCAUCACUCCAGCAGUAGGGCAAGUCAAGCAGGCUCAGAGAUGCGUGGGGACGCUUCUUCAAGACUUCCCCUGGGUACGAUCAACGUUAUUUUUGCUGCCCCAGGGAGGACUGGAUCGCCCCUCCAGGGUACUAUCGGUGUUCUGACCCCCGGCCGAGGAUCAUUCCCAAGCAUCGAAGAGAGCCAGGGUGACUGUCCCCCUAAUUCUGGGCUUUUCGGAUGA